AUGGCGACUUUGGCGGAGAAGCUCGAGAAGAUUAAGUCUCCCAAGCUGCAGAAUCAGCACCACACUGCGGUGGUGCUUUCUGCAGUGGAGGAUACUCUUCGUGAUCAAAAAGCAGAUUUUUCAGCGACUGCUUACUUUGCCGCCCUCCUUGCCCUACUUUCCCAGUCCUUGUCCGCCGAGCAAGGAAUCGUGAACAAGGAUCUGGCAACUUCUGUCGUCUACCUGCUCGAUAUUACCACCGCCUUUGUUCCCGAACCAAUCCUCCGUUCAAAAUUCUCACAGAUCCUCACCAGCCUCGCUCCUGCUCUGUCGCUCCCUGAGGUCGAAGCUCCUCUCCUCCGACCCUCCAUUGGCUGUCUCGAGUCAUUGCUGAUUGCCCAAGAUGCUCCCGCUUGGAACCUCCCACACACCGCAGUUGGCCCGCGCCGCGCGACGGCUGGUCUGCUGAGUCUCUCAGUUGACCACCGUCCUAAGGUGCGCAAGCGCGCGCAGGAGGCUUUGAUUAAGGUCAUUAAGGCCCCUCCUCCUAGUCCCUCGCUGGACCACCCGGCCGCUGAUAUGUGCGCCGAGUCUGCGAUGAAGACUCUUGGAGAUAGCAUCCGUGCUGCCUCCAAGCAGAAGAAGGGCCGUAAUGACCCCCACCGAGAGAGCCACGAGCCUUUGAUUAUCCACUCUUUGCAGUUGGUUAAGACUAUUGCUACAGCCUCUGGUGGAUGGCCCAGCAAGAAGAUCGAGGCGCUGUGUGAGCUUCUGAUGAACGCUUCUCGCUCCACUAACGAGUAUAUUACCAUGGGUGCGUUCGAGGUAUUCGAGGUUAUCUUCGAGGGAAUGGCCGAUGAGUUCUCCUCUUCGAAGUUGCCUCGUCUGUUGGAUGCGAUCUCUGAACUCAAGCCCGCUCAGAAUGACUCGCAGCUCCUGCCUCCUUGGAUUGCUGUCAUGUCGCGCGGUUAUGAUGUCUCUUCUCAGAUCUCCCCCCGAGGACACAUUCGAGAAGCUCCCAGAGCUUUUCCAGAUGAUCGCUGGAUUCCUGGCUUCUCCUUCGCACAACAUUCGCGUGUCGGCAGUGUGAUUAUUGAUCCCUCAGUCUAUGAUGAGAAGACCAUGGAGAAGCUGGCUCGCGCUGCCUCCGAUCUGCUGUCUGUGAAGUACCAGGCAGCUUGGAUGGAGGUUUUCAAUGUCUGCUCGGCCAUGUUCGACUGCUACAAGUGGCGGUCCAGCCCAUUCCUUGACAACAUUGUGUCGACCGUUGGUGAACUGCGCACCAACGAGUCCUUCCACGGCAAGAAGGAGGCUGAUGCCGUCCUUGGCAGUGCUAUUGAAGCCAUGGGCCCUGCUGCCGUUUUGGAGAUUCUGCCAUUGAACAUCAUUCAACAGCAGAAUGGUCAACCCGGUCGCGUUUGGAUGCUGCCCAUUCUCCGUGACAACGUGACUAACACAAACUUGGCUCACUUCCGCUCUGAGUUUGUGCCGCUUAGUGAGGCUCUGUACCAGAAGAUGACUGACUUCCAGUCCGCUGAGAAGCACGUCGAGGCCAAGAUUUUCGAGACUCUGGUUCAGCAGACUUGGGGUAUCCUGCCCGGAUACUGCGAGCUGCCACUCGACGUGACUGAGUCAUUUGACCAGAGCUUCGCUGAGCUGCUUUCCAACGUCCUCUACAAGCAGACUGAACUGCGUGUCGAGAUCUGUCGCGCUCUGCAGAACCUAGUUGAGUCGAACCAGGCCAUUCUGUCUGUCGAGUCCGAGGAAGAUGACUUGAUCCUGCAGCGCCGUAUCACCAAGGCCGCUGCCGCUAAGAACAUUGCCUACUUGGCUGGCUUUGCAAGCAACUUGCUGGCUGUGCUGUUCAACGUUUACAGCCAGACCCUUCCACACCACCGCGGAUACAUCUUGCAGUGCAUUAACGCCUACUUGAGCAUUACCCCUGAAAGUGAACUCAAUGAGACUUUCACUCGUGUCACAACUAUGCUCGAGGAAUCUUUGGCUAUGGAGCAGAACAACCCUGUCAAGCCCGAUCCUUCCAACAAGAUGCCACCUACCUCGCACACCCUGAUCGAUCUGGUCAUCGCCAUGUCUAUUUACUUGCCACGUUCCAGCUUCUCCGGACUCUUUGCUAUGGCCGCCGCUAUCCUGAACGGAUCUUCCCCCAAUCCAGACCAGCAGCUUAUCAAGAAGGCCUACAAGUUGAUUCCCCGACUUGCCUCAACCGAGACUGGCAGUGCUGCUCUUCAGGAGCGCAGCAGUGAAUUACAGGCUCUGAUGCUUGCCACCACUGACAAGACCCCUGCCUCUGGCCGACGUGACCGUAUGCUCGCUAUCCACGAGUUGAUCACCCACCUCCCCACCUCUGACCUGCACUUCAUUCCCGCUAUCAUGUCCGAGGUUGUCCUGGGCUGCAAGGAGAGCAACGAGAAGGCUCGCACAGCGGCCUUUGACCUUCUUAUCCACCUUUCUCGCCGUGCUACUGACGACGAGCGCAACCCUGCCGGCACAGUGAUCCGCAACUCCUUAGUUUCACACAUGCCCGACGACUCUCCCGAUGCCCCCGCUACCAUCGAAGAGUUCUUCACUAUGGUCUCUGCUGGUCUCGCUGGCUCCUCCCCUCACAUGGUUGCCGCCUCAGUCACUGCCCUGUCCCGCCUCUUUUUCGAUUUCCACACUAAGCUUCGCCCCGAGGUCGUUACAGACCUUGUUCAGACCGUUGAGCUUUUCCUCACAAGCAACAACCGCGAGAUUGUCCGCUCUGUUCUCGGCUUUGUCAAGGUUGCCGUUGUCGUUCUCCCCGAUGACGCUCUGCGUCCUCGUCUCCAAACCCUUGUUCCCAACCUCAUGGCUUGGAACAAGGAGCACAAGGGUCGUCUCCGCAGCAAGGUCAAGGGUAUCAUUGACCGUCUUGUCCGCCGCGUCGGCGCUCCUCUCAUGGAGAGCCUUGUAGGUGAAUCAGACCGUAAGCUGGUUGUGAACAUCCGCAAGCAGCGUGAGCGCAACAAGCGCAAGAAGAAGGAGGGUGCCGCCGGCUCUGAUGAUGAAGAUGACGAUGACAAGCCUAAGGAUCAGCAACCCAACAACGCCUUCGACAAGGCUGUCUACGGCUCUGAUUCAGAUGACUCCGACUCAGACGAUGACGAUGCAUCUGAGAUCGAUGUCGACGAGGCAGGCACCACUCGCAUUAAGGGUCGUGCCGGUAAGAAGAACAAGUCUCAACAGGGCAACCAGUACAUUCGCGAGACUUCCCCAGAAGAUAACCCUCUGGAUCUGCUUGCUCCUGAUGCUCUUGCCAAUAUCUCUACCACAAAGCCUAGUCUGCGCUUCUUGAAUACCGGUCCCGGCUCAAAGAGGAAGCACGCUGCUAAGUACGAUGCUGACGGCAAGCUCAUUCUCGGUGAUGAUGCUGCCGCUGCUGCUUCUGAUGAUGUUGAGAUGUCUGGUGCUGGUUCCUCAGGUGGUGUUAACGCUUACCUUGCUGCUGUUAGUGGACCUGAUGCUGUCCGCCGCGGCCAGAAGGGUAAGGUUAAGAUGGGACAAGCGAAGAGAGGUGGAGAUGCCAUGGAUCUUGAUGAUGACGAAGAGGCUGCUUUGAACCAGGAUAUGCGUAAUAAGGGCCCGCAAUCUGGUCGUCGUGGUCUCGGCGCCCCCAAGACACAUGGUGCAUCUGGUGCUGGACGUAUCGAGAAGUUCCGCUCUCCUGGUGGUGGUCGUGGCGGACCUCGUGGCGGUGGUUUCCGCGGCGGUGGUGGCCGAGGUGGUGGUCGAGAUGGAGGCCGAGGGGGGGUGGUUUCCGAGGCGGCGGUGGUCGAGGUAGUGGUCGCGGUGGUGAUCGAGAUGGAGGCCGAGGAGGUGGUUUCCGAGGCGGCGGUGGUCGCGGUGGUGGCCGUGGUGGUGAUCGAGAUGGAGGUCGAGGUGGACGGGGUGGUGGUCGUGGAAGAU
Messenger RNA from Penicillium malachiteum, 3924 nucleotides. Its product is annotated as mRNA-binding protein RRP12. The record is from RefSeq and is a predicted model, not a curated record. The annotation marks the transcript as partial. The transcript has 4 exons. Lineage: Eukaryota; Fungi; Ascomycota; Eurotiomycetes; Eurotiales; Aspergillaceae.